Messenger RNA from Pseudophryne corroboree (corroboree frog), 1418 nucleotides. Its product is annotated as potassium voltage-gated channel subfamily S member 1-like. The record is from RefSeq and is a predicted model, not a curated record. Gene Ontology annotation, molecular function: protein binding; delayed rectifier potassium channel activity. Gene Ontology annotation, cellular component: voltage-gated potassium channel complex; membrane. Bases 1 to 1356 code for a protein of 451 amino acids. Gene Ontology annotation, biological process: regulation of delayed rectifier potassium channel activity; protein homooligomerization; potassium ion transmembrane transport. NCBI's taxonomy places the organism in Eukaryota, Metazoa, Chordata, Amphibia, Anura, Myobatrachidae. The transcript has 2 exons.
AUGGUUCAUAAAAGUAAAACAUUUUGGAUUGGCAGUUUCAAGGAUCAUGCUAUCAAUAUAAAUGUUGGGGGACUGAAGAAGAGAAUCAGUUCUAUUACACUGUCGCAGUUCCCAGACACAAGGCUGGGUCGAUUACUUUUUUGUGACUCUGAAGAAUCCAUUCUACAAAUCUGUGAUGACUAUGACUUGGUGUCUAAGGAGUUUUAUUUUGACCGAAAUCCAGGCCUUUUCCCAUAUGUCCUGUACUUUUACGAGACUGGGAAACUGCACAUGAUGGAUGACCUAUGUGCCUUCUCGUUCUCCCAAGAAAUAGAGUAUUGGGGCAUCAGUGAGUUUUUUCUAGACUCCUGCUGCAGCUAUCGAUACCAUGAACGUAAAUUAGAGAGCAGGAGGCGUAACUGGGAUGAAGAAAGUGAGGUGAGCAGUGUGGACAUGUCUGUCGAUGAAAUUUCCGACUUUAAUCAUGACCUAAUGCGCUUCAACUCAUUACAAUGUGGUAACUUGCGCAAACGACUGUGGCUGACCAUGGAAAAUCCUGGUUAUUCAAUACCAAGCAAAAUAUUUAGUUUUAUUUCUAUUUGUGUAGUUCUUCUCUCAAUAUCCACAAUGUGCAUCAACAGCAUGCCAGAAUAUCAGAAAGUAGACGAGGAUGAUGUUCCCAUCGAUGAUCCAAUUCUCCAUAAUCUGGAAUAUUUUUGUAUUUCCUGGUUUACUUUUGAGGUGUCUUCAAGGCUGCUUCUUGCUCCCAACCUAAAGAAGUUCUUCAAGCAUCCCUUAAACUUAAUUGACAUUGUUUCCGUGCUGCCAUUCUACUUUACUCUAUUGGUAGAUCUGACCAUUGGCAGUGAUCACGAGUUGGGAAAUGUUGGGAAAGUUGUUCAAGUCUUUCGAUUAAUGAGGAUUUUUCGAGUCCUUAAAUUGGCGAGGCAUUCAACUGGACUUCGGUCACUUGGAGCUACACUUAAGCAUAGCUACAGAGAAGUGGGCAUACUGCUGCUUUACCUGGCGGUUGGUGUCUCUGUCUUUUCUGGAAUAGCAUACACUGCGGAGCAGGAUGAAGACACAGGGUUCGACACUAUACCUUCAUGUUGGUGGUGGGGAACCGUAAGCAUGACCACCGUAGGCUACGGAGAUGUUGUGCCUGCUACUGUAGCUGGGAAGUUAGCGGCUUCUGGCUGUAUCUUGGGUGGAAUAUUGGUUGUGGCAUUGCCAAUAACCAUCAUCUUUAACAAGUUUUCUCACUUUUACCGAAGACAGAAAGCUUUGGAGUAUGCAGUGAGGAACAGUGACAGGAAGCCAUGCAAAGAGCCUGAUGUCGAUUGUGAGAAGGAAUCAGAGACCUUUGCAGAACUUUAAAUAGGAUGCCAAUGAUUAAAGAUACAAUAUGCACGUCAUCAAAUGCAGACAUGUAUACAUUA